ACAUGCAGCCCUACUCACACACAGCCCUGCAGGUUGGCAGGUCAGGGGAAGGAGAGGCAUUGUAAAAGUAUCUCUCGGGGUAACUAGUAGGCUUCAACCUGAGUGGCUGACUUAAUGACUGAGUGAGAGAACGACAGAGGAGGAGUGGACUCUUUUUUUCCCUCUUUCUGCAGAAUUCCUCCAGUCACUCCUGGCUGGCGAUGGGAAUUGGAAGAGCUUUCCUGUGAUUCAGAAUACAGAGACACAGCAUUCAGGACACUCUUGUGUCUGACGCUCUGGGAAAAUUUACAAGGGAGUUUAUUUCGGAAGUUGGAGCAGAGUUUUUGGACGUUUUGGGUAUAGUGAAUUGCGUGAAGUUAGAGUGUAUUUUUGGAAGUUGGAGAAGAGUUUUGGGACGCUUUGAUAAGAGGGACACUGAGUGAGUGGAAUUGAAGUGUACUUGGGAUAGUGUGAUAGUUGCACUGGCUUGGUCCUGGGUUUUUGGAAGGACCAUGGCAGGGGCAGGCAUUACCAGGAAGGGUUCUGGGAGACCCUCGUACUACUACAGGUUUCUGGGCCGCACUCGUCUCCAACGGCAACGCAGCAGGUCCCGCAGCCGCACCAGACCAGCAGCCAGCAGGGAGUCGCCCCCGGAGCGAACGGGCCGCCGACGGAGCAUGCCUGGUGGUGCGCCGGACAAGAUCACCCACACCAUGGAACCUGCCGCAGCAGCCACGCCCUUCAGAGUCACCGGCUUUCUGAGUCGGAGGCUGAAGGGUUCUAUAAAGCGUACUAAGAGCCAGCCCAAACUGGACCGUAACUCCAGCUUCAGACACAUCCUGCCUGGCUUCAGGAGUGUGGACAAUGAGAGAUCUCAUCUGAUGCCGAGGCUGAAGGAGUCUCGCAGCCACGAGUCGUUGCUCAGCCCCGGUAGUGCUGUGGAGGCCGUGGACCUCAGCAUGGAGGAUGAGGUGCUCAUCAAACCUGUUCACAGCUCCAUCCUCGGACAGGACUACUGCUUCGAGGUCACCACUUCAACGGGAACGAAAUGUUUCUCCUGUCGAUCGUCAGCCGAAAGGGACAAGUGGAUGGAGAACCUGAGGAGGGCCGUCCACCCCAACAAGGACAACAGCAGGCGGGUGGAGAACAUGCUGAAGCUGUGGAUCAUCGAAGCCAAGGACCUUCCUGCCAAGAAGAAGUACUUCUGCGAGCUGUGUCUGGACGACGCCCUGUACGCCCGCACCACCUGCAAGCUCAAGACCGACAACGUCUUCUGGGGCGAGCACUUUGAGUUCAACAACCUCCCGGCCGUCAAAAGCAUCACGGCCCACCUCUACAAGGACUCGGACAAGAAGAAGAAGAAAGACAAGAACAACUACGUUGGACUGGUCAACAUCCCCGUUGCCGCGGUGACGGGGAGGCAGUUUAUGGAAAAGUGGUACUCUGUGAGCACGCCGACGCCCAAUAAGGGUAAGACGCCGGGGCCCAUGAUCCGGAUCAAGGCCUGCUACCAGAGCAUGAACAUCCUGCCUAUGGAGAUGUAUAAGGAGUUUGCAGAGUACACCACCAAUAACUACAUGUUGCUGUGCUCCGUGCUGGAGCCUGGCAUCAGUGUGAAGAACAAGGAGGAGAUGGCUUCUGCCCUGGUCCACAUUCUACAGAGCACCGGCAAGGCCAAGGACUUCCUGACUGACCUGAUGAUGUCAGAGGUGGACCGGUGUGGGGAGAACGAGCACCUGAUCUUCCGAGAGAACACCCUGGCCACCAAGGCUAUAGAGGAGUACCUCAAACUGGUGGGGCAGAAGUACCUGCAGGACGCACUUGGUGAGUUUAUCAAGGCGCUGUAUGAGUCAGAUGAGAACUGUGAGGUGGACCCGUCCAAGUGUUCGUCAAAUGACCUGCAGGAGCACCAGAGCAACCUGAAGAUGUGCUGCGAGCUGGCCUUCUGCAAGAUCAUCAACUCCUACUGUGUGUUUCCACGGGAACUGAAGGAGGUGUUUGCGUCGUGGCGACAGGAGUGCAGUAGCCGGGGCCGACCGGACAUCAGCGAGCGGCUGAUCAGUGCGUCUCUGUUCCUGCGCUUCCUGUGCCCGGCCGUUAUGUCCCCGUCGCUCUUCAACCUGAUGCAGGAGUACCCUGACGACCGCACCGCACGCACACUCACGCUCAUCGCCAAGGUCACCCAGAACCUGGCCAACUUCACUAAGUUUGGCAGUAAGGAGGAGUACAUGUCCUUUAUGAACCAGUUCCUGGAGCACGAGUGGACUAACAUGCAGCGCUUCCUGCUGGAGAUCUCCAACCCAGAGACCAUCUCUAACACUGCAGGGUUCGAAGGUUACAUCGACCUGGGACGGGAGCUGUCCACCCUGCACAACCUGCUGUCAGAGGUCGUCUCUACCAUGGACCAGACCUCCGCCUCCAAACUGGGACCUCUACCCAGGAUCCUCCGGGAGGUGAACACAGCGCUGACCAAUCCGUCCAGUAUGACCAUGACCAUGACCGCUCCGUCCCCCUCUGACCGCACAGGGUCUCCGCCCAACACCGGGGCAGGCUGCAGCAUCUCCACCGGCCUGCAGAAGAUGGUCAUCGACAAUGACCUCUCAGGGUUGGUGGACUUCACCAGGUUACCCUCCCCGACCCCGGAGAACAAGGAUCUUUUCUUCGUCACCAGGAAUUCUGGGAUCCACCCCUCCCCGGCCCGCAGCUCUAGCUACUCCGAGUCCAAUGAACCCGAGCUGGGCAUGGCCAACGGCAGCAAAAGCCUGUCCAUGGUGGACCUCCAGGACCCCCGCAUCUUAGAGGGCGGCCCCUCAGACGGACUGGGAGAGGGCAUCGUUCCUGGGGGAGUGUGGUCGGCCCGGACCCCCCAGGGUAACAUCAUUGGAGGUCCUACACUGAGGAGGCCGGUCCAGACCCCCACCACCCCUGGGUCGGAGAGUGCCCCAGGCAGGCCGGCUCAGCUUCUGGCCCCCCUGUCCUUCCAGAACCCCGUCUACCAGAUGGCGGCAGGGCUGCCAGUGUCACCGCGAGGCAUGGCCGACUCAGGCUCCGAGUGCCACAGCUCCCACAGUUCCCAUAGCAACAAUGAGGACGGGCUGGGAGGAGGAGGGAAACACAACACCUUCCUGAACCACGGAGGAGGAGGUGGUGGUGGGGGGAGUAGCGGGGAGGAGUAUGCACGUCGUUCGGGGGAGUUUGUAGGCACGCGGAGGCAGCUGUCACUCACAGAGGCCCAGCCCACCAUGCCCAGACAAAACAUCGCCGGCCCCCAGCGCAGGAUAGACCAGCCCCCUCCGCAGACCACCGUCACCAGGGGCCGCACGCCGCCGAACCUGCUCAACAGCGGGCCCUACCCGCGCCCCUCCAGCGGCAGCAUGAUGUCAUCGUCGCCCGACUGGCCCGGCAGUGGUGCGCGGCUACGGCAACAGUCGUCGUCAUCAAAAGGAGACAGCCCCGAGACCAAGCAGAGAGCCCAGCACAAACAGGCCCCCUCCCCAAUGAACCCCAAUGCGCUGGACCGUACGGCUGCCUGGCUGUUGAAUAUGAAUGUGCAGUAUGUAGACCAUGAGGGGAUGGACCCCGAGUUCAGAAACAGAGAGGAUCUCACUCUGGCCGAGAAGUACCAGCAGGAGAUCGUGGUCCUCCAGGAGAAGCUGCGUGUGUCGGUCCAGAAGCUGGAGGAGUACGAGGCUCGUCUGAAGGGCCAGGAUGACGGAGGUCCGAAGGUUCUAAUGGAGUACCAGGCACGGCUGGAGGAGUCUGAGGAACGCCUGAGGCGACAGCAGGACGACAAGGACCUCCAGAUGAAGGGUAUUAUCAGCAGGCUGAUGUCUGUGGAAGAGGAGCUGAAGAAAGACCAUAGUGAUAUGCAGGCUGCGGUCGACUCCAAACAGAAGGUCAUUGAUGCACAGGAGAAGCGUAUCGCGUCUCUUGACGCAGCCAACGCCCGUCUGAUGAGUGCCCUGACCCAGCUGAAGGAGCGCUACAGCAUGCAGACCCGUAACGGCAUCUCCCCGACCAAUCCCACCAAGCUCCAGAUCACUGAGAACGGAGAGUUCAGGAACAGCAGCAACUGCUAGAGAGAGUCUGAUAGAGAGUGUAUGUGUGUGUGUGUUGGCUGGUGCUUGUAAAGGACACUUCCUUAUAUGGACACUAAACGGGGGUUAGUCUGAGUGAGGAGACCACUGUGAGGGGCCAAGCAGCGAGGAGGCAGGACUUCAGUUUGACAGACAGCUGACCAAGUCAGUGACAGCGAAUCAUUGGACAGAGCUGAACACCAGUGGGCCCUGCAGAGGAGGAGGCGGGACAAGCUGUAGAUAUGAACUGAACUCUCCAUUAAUCAACCGAUUUGGAUGUUUCCAUUGGAUGUAUGCAGUUGCUGGGACAAUUUCAGACUCUCUUCCCUAUAAAGCUUUGGACAAAUCACUAUAAUCAACACAAUGUCUGUCAGAUGGAAUCAAUCCUGUCAGAUGGUCACCCAAUCCUCUCUCUUCCCCUCUCCUCUGUUUUCCUCUCCUUUCCUGGCCUCCUCUCUUCUCCUCUCUUCUCUGUUACGAUCAGGUCAUGUGGACCAUGUACAAAACAAAACAAUAAUAAUAACAGAAAAAUAAUUUAUAGUAGUGUUAAAUCUCAAAGAAAAGUAUUUUUGUCCAAUGGCUUAUUUAGAUCUUAUAAUAGGAGCUUUGAAAUAUUUUUUGUCCAGACUGAUAUUUCUUUUUAAGUCCUUUUGUGUUCCAAAGUGCCCCGCAACCCCGAACAAUAAUAAUACUUUUUGAGGGAAUUUUAGUUUGUCGUCAAAAAGACUGUAAAAUCACUAUGAAAUCAGCAAAAGAUGUGUUUAAUUUAGGAAAUCUGUUCCUAAGUAUUCCCAAGAAUUAAAAAAAAAAGAGACAUACAGUGCCUUCGGAAAGUAUUCAGACCCCUUGACUUUUUCCACGUUACGUUACAGACUUUAAAAUCCUGAGCACACGAUAUCCCAUAAUGACAAAGUGAAAACAGUUUUUUAGAAAUGUUUGCAAAUGUAUUAAAAAAUAAAAACAGAAAUACCUUAUUUACAUAAGCAUUCAGACCCUUUGCUAUGAGACUUGAAAUUGAGCUCAGGUGCAACCGGUUUCCAUUGACUAUCUUUGAAAUGUUUCUACAACAUGAUUGGAGUCCACCUGUGGUAAAUUCAAUUGAUUGGACAUGAUUUAGAAAGGCACACACCUGACUAUAUCAAGUCCCACAGUUGACAGUGCAUGUCAGAACAAAAAACAAGCAAUGAUGUCAAAGUAAUUGUUCGUAGACCCCCGACACAGAUCUGGGGAAAGGUAACAAAAAAAAUUCUGCAGCAUUGAAGAUCCCCAGGAACACAGUGGUCUCCACCAUUCUUAAAUGGAAGAAAUGUGGAAACACCAAGACUCUUCCUAGAGCUGGCCGCCCGGCCAAACUGAGCCAUCGGAGGAGAAGGGCCUUGGUCAGGGAGGUGACCAAGAACCCGGUGGUCACUCUGGCAGAGCUCCAGAAUUCUGUGGAGAUGAAAUAACCCACCAGAAGGACAACCAUCUCUGCAGCACUCCACCAAUCAGGCCUGUAUGGUAAGAGUGGCCAGAUGGAAGACACUCCUCAGUAAAAGGCACAUGACAGCCUGCUUGGAGUUUGCCAAAAGGCACCUAAAGACCCCUCCCCCCAACCAUGAGAAACAAGAUUCUCUGGUCUGAUGAAACCAGGAUUGAACCCUUUGGCCUUAAUGCCAAGCGCCACGUCUGGAGGAAACCUGGCACCAUCCGGAUGGAGCAAAGUAGAGAGAGAUCCUUGAUCCUCUCCAGAGCGCUCAGGACAGACUGGGGCGAAGGUUCACCCUUCAACGGGACAAUGACCCUAAGCACACAGCCAAGACAACGCAGGAGUGGCUUCGGGACAAGUCUCUGAAUGUCCUUGAGUGGCCCAGCCAGAGCCCAGACUUAAACCCAAUCAAACAUCUCUGGAGAGACCUGAAAAUAGCUGUGCAGCGACGAUCCCCAUCCAACCUGACAAAGCUUGAGAGGAUCUGCAGAGAAGAAUGCGAGAAACUCCCCAAUUACAGGUGUGCCAAGCUUGUAGCGUCAUACCCAAGGACACUCGAUGCUGCAAUUGCUGCCAAAGGUGCUUCAACAAAGUAAAGGGUAUGAAUACUUAUGUAAAUGUGAUAUUUAAUGGUUUUAUUUUUUUAUUAGCAAACAUUUCUAAACACCUGUUUUUGCUUUGUCAUUAUGGGGUAUUGUGUGUAGAUUGAUGGGGGGGGGCGAUUUAAUCAAUUUUAGAAUAAGGUUGUAACGUUACAAAAUGUGGAAAAAGUGGGGUAAAAAAGGGGUGUAAAUACUUAGCGAAGGCACUGUAUGUGACCGUGUCUUAAUGUAAUCAAGGUAUUGAAAUGUAUCAUUAUUUUCAAAUACAAUCUUCUUUUGGGCUUAGUUGUGGUCAAUUUGCAGUGUACAAAUUAUCAUAGCAAUGUUCCGGUCCCCAACCAUCCGCUCUGUCAAAAAUAGUCUCGCAGCAGAAUCGAGUUGCCUACUACUGCCCUACCCCCGGGCUGUUCAGUGUCAGUCCUAGAGGGCCGUACCCCCGGGCUGUUCAGUGUCAGUCCUGGAGGGCCGUACCCCCGGGCUGUUCAGUGUCAGUCCUGGAGGGCCGUACCCCCGGGCUGUUCAGUGUCAGUCCUGGAGGGCCGUACCCCCGGGCUGUUCAGUGUCAGUCCUGGAGGGCCGUACCCCCGGGCUGUUCAGUGUCAGUCCUGGAGGGCCGUACCCCCGGGCUGUUCAGUGUCAGUCCUAGAGGGCCGUACCCCCGGGCUGUUCAGUGUCAGUCCUAGAGGGCCGUACCCCCGGGCUGUUCAGUGUCAGUCCUAGAGGGCCGUACCCCCGGGCUGUUCAGUGUCAGUCCUAGAGGGCCGUACCCCCGGGCUGUUCAGUGUCAGUCCUGGAGGGCCGUACCCCCGGGCUGUUCAGUGUCAGUCCUGGAGGGCCGUACCCCCGGGCUGUUCAGUGUCAGUCCUAGAGGGCCGUACCCCCGGGCUGUUCAGUGUCAGUCCUGGAGGGCCGUACCCCCGGGCUGUUCAGUGUCAGUCCUGGAGGGCCGUACCCCCGGGCUGUUCAGUGUCAGUCCUAGAGGGCCGUACCCCGGGCUGUUCAGUGUCAGUCCUAG
This is a messenger RNA of Oncorhynchus keta (chum salmon), 7140 nucleotides long. RefSeq names its product disabled homolog 2-interacting protein-like. NCBI's taxonomy places the organism in Eukaryota, Metazoa, Chordata, Actinopteri, Salmoniformes, Salmonidae. The record is from RefSeq and is a predicted model, not a curated record. Gene Ontology annotation, biological process: regulation of GTPase activity. The coding region runs from base 492 to 4058 and encodes 1188 amino acids. The transcript is spliced from 16 exons.